AUGUUGCAAUCAUACAACAAGAACGAUCUUGAAUCAGGAACGAGCCAUCCCCUCUAUCCUAACAUGAUCGAGAGCCCAGAGUUCAGAUGGGCAUUCAUUCGCAAGAUCUAUUCAAUUCUCGUCUUUCAACUUCUUCUCACGGUCGCCGUUGCCUCUAUCUGGUGUGGCCGUUGUAUUAUUAUCACCAAUGUCAUCCCAUCAACUUUCUCUUACUGGCUAUAUUCAAUUCCAGUUUGGCUUUUCUUAUUGGACUCUCUUGUGCUUUUACCAAAGCUUAUAUAUUCUUUCUUUGUAGGGAAAGUUGUUUUGGAGGCUGCAAUUUUAACAUCAGUAGUUGUGAUUGCACUCACACUUUACACUUUCUGGGCUGCUAAAAGAGGCCAUGAUUUCAGCUUUCUUGGUCCUUUCUUGUUUUCUGCUCUUCUUGUAAUUUUGGUAUUUGCCUUCAUUCAGAUUUUCUUUCCAAUGGGUAAGCUUUCCCUUAUGAUAUAUGGAGGUCUAUCAGCGCUCGUGUUCAGUGGAUAUAUAAUCUAUGAUACCGACAAUAUCAUCAAACGAUACUCGUACGAUGAAUAUAUAUGGGCAUCUGUAAACCUCUAUUUAGAUAUUGUCAAUUUGUUUCUAGCUUUCUUAACUAUUUUUAAGGCUGCAGAUUCUUAA
Molecule: messenger RNA, 660 nt
Organism: Impatiens glandulifera
Lineage: Eukaryota; Viridiplantae; Streptophyta; Magnoliopsida; Ericales; Balsaminaceae
Product: protein LIFEGUARD 4-like
Exons: 4
Coding region: 1-660 (219 amino acids)
Cellular component (GO): membrane
Source: RefSeq, a predicted model, not a curated record